This is a messenger RNA of Drosophila obscura, 560 nucleotides long. RefSeq lists its product as uncharacterized. NCBI's taxonomy places the organism in Eukaryota, Metazoa, Arthropoda, Insecta, Diptera, Drosophilidae. The coding region runs from base 14 to 559 and encodes 181 amino acids. The transcript has 4 exons. The record is from RefSeq and is a predicted model, not a curated record.
GCCAGUAGUUAGAAUGAAUCCAAAGUGUAUUGGCAUGAUGUGGAUGUGUUGCAUUAUUCUAUUUUUAUUCGACAUUUGUGCGGUCGCCAGCAGACUGGAGUUUAAAAAUAUAAAAUGCACCAAUCUGGAUCGAAAAUUCUCUGAAUUCGAAGAGUGUUACCUGAAAGCCCAGAAUCGCACCUACAAGUACAUGUCCAUCAAGGUUAUUCUCCAUCAGAAACCAGUUACCCAAUUUAAGGUAAACUUUGAACUGUAUAAACGCUCCAAUGGACUACAGCCGAUCAGUUACAACACAACUUUGGAUGGCUGUAAGGAGUUCAGCAGCGCAAGGAAUCCCGUAACUACAUUUUUCCUUGGGCUGUUCCAAACGUACUCAAACAUCAAUCAUUCGUGUCCCUACAAUCACGAUUUGAUAUUGCAUAAGCUGCCCACCAAUUUUGUGCUGCAACAGUUCUCAACGUUUUUGCCCUUUCCCCCGGGCGACUAUGUACUCUCCAGCAACUGGAUCGCGUACGGCAUCAAUCGGGCUAAUGUCAGGGUGCAUGCCACGCUAAUUUAAU